CACAACAAGGUCUCUAUGUUACAGUAAUUAUAUAACAUCAACCAAAUUAAGAAGAAAAAAAACAACAUUUGAUGGGCUGCGUUUGCACGAAGCAUCUGGUUAAAUAUGAAGAUCCAUCCAUUCUUGCUUCUCAAACAUGCUUUAAAGAAACUGAAAUUCAAGCUUUGCAUGAGCUUUUCAGAAAACUAAGCACUUCUGUAGAUGAUGACAGCUAUAUAAGCAAGGAAGAGUUUCGGAUUGGCUUGUUCAGGAACAGAAACGAGCAAAGCCUCCUAGCAAACAGGAUGUUCCAGUUAUUUGAUGCCAACAGUGAUGGGUUUAUAGAAUUCGGAGAGUUCGUUCGAUCUCUAAGCAUCUUUCACCCAGAUGCUCCUCGCUUGCAAAAAGUUGCGUUCGCAUUUCAAUUGCAUGAUAUAUGGGAAACCGGGUACAUCGAACCCGUGGAAGUAAAGGAGAUGGUGGUGGCUCUUCUAAACGAAUCGGACUUGGCUCUUUCUGAUGAUAUUGUGGACGCCAUUGUUGAUAAGGCAUUUGAAGAUGCAGAUUCAAAUGGAGAUGGAAAAAUCGAUCUGGAAGAAUGGAAUGAAUUUGUUGCCCGUAAUCCCACCUUGAUAAAACACAUGACCAUCCCAUAUUUGAAGGACAUAACUGCUUUUCCUAGUUUUAACAACACCACCAAAUUACACUAAUCUCCCAUCAUUAAAGCUGUCUGAAAUUAGCAGCAUCUUGGGAAAUGCUCAAUACAAAUUUGGAUGGAGAUGUGGGACAUGAUCAUCAGAAGAUUAAGUUACCUUAAAAGUUAUAAGCACUCUUCUUCUUCUGGAAAAAAAGAAGGAAAAAGAAGCACUUAUGUUUCCAUUUUAAUGGUAUUGCCUUUGCAUGGACUCAGUUGUAAUGGGAAUCUCUUUAGGUGCAUGUUCUAGACUAAAUCCUUACACAUGAUGGCACCAUCUCAUCAGCUUUGCUGUCUCAAGGCAAAACUCCAUGCCAAAAUCAACGACUCUUCAAUUAAUUACAAUU
Messenger RNA from Hibiscus syriacus, 1020 nucleotides. RefSeq names its product calcineurin B-like protein 7. Gene Ontology annotation, molecular function: kinase binding; calcium ion binding. Bases 72 to 689 code for a protein of 205 amino acids. The transcript has 6 exons. Gene Ontology annotation, biological process: calcium-mediated signaling. Lineage: Eukaryota; Viridiplantae; Streptophyta; Magnoliopsida; Malvales; Malvaceae. The record is from RefSeq and is a predicted model, not a curated record.